Seminavis robusta is the source of this 3312-nucleotide messenger RNA. NCBI's taxonomy places the organism in Eukaryota, Bacillariophyta, Bacillariophyceae, Naviculales, Naviculaceae. The record is from the annotation of a GenBank genome assembly.
AUGCCAAGUACUAGAGACGAUAGGAUAUCAGAAGAGACGUCCAACGACGGCGUUGGCGGCAGUCCAGUGGGCAACUCCGAACAUGGCGCUACCGAAAACCAGUCCAGGGAAACGGAUAAUGGAAGCUCGAAUAGUAGUCCGACCAAGGUCGACAACAAGGGUAGCACCUCAAUUUCUGCCUUGGAACAAGCUGCCAGAGACGAACAGUUAAAGGCCCAGUCUGCCAAUUGUUCUACUUCCACUUCUGCUGCCGCCUUGGAACAAGCUGCCAGAGAUGAGCAGUUAAAGGAGCAGACUGCCAAAUAUUCUACUUCCAGUUCCACUUCUGCUGCCUUGGAACAAGCUGCCAGAGAUGAGCAGUUAAAGGAGCAGGCUGCCAAAUAUUCUACUUCCACUUCUGCUGCCGCCUUGGAACGAGCUGCCAAAGAUGAGCAAUUAAAGGCUCAGUCAGCCAAUUAUUCCACUUCCAGUUCCACUUCCAGUUCCACUUCUGCUGCCUUGGAACAAGCUGCCAGAGAUGAGCAGUUAAAGGAGCAGGCUGCCAAAUAUUCUACUUCCACUUCUGCUGCCGCCUUGGAACGAGCUGCCAAAGAUGAGCAAUUAAAGGCUCAGUCAGCCAAUUAUUCCACUUCCAUUCCACUUCUGCUGCCUUGGAACAAGCUGCCAGAGAUGAGCAUUAAAGGACCGGCUGCCAAAUAUUCUACUUCCACUUCUGCUGCUCUCUUGGAGCAGGCUGCCAGAGAUGAGCAGCUCAAGGCCCAAUCCGCCAACUAUUCCAAUUUGGCUUCUGCUGCUGUUUUGGAACAAGCUGCCAAAGAUGAGCAGUUAAAAGCCCAGUCUGCCAAUUAUUCUACUUCCACCUCUGCUGCUGCAUUGGAACAAGCUGCUAGAGACGAGCAAGCAAAGACUCAGGCAGCCAAUUAUUCCACUUCCACUUCUGCUGCUGCAUUGGAACAAGCUGCUAGAGACGAGCAGUUAAAGGCUGAGUCUGCCAAUUAUUCUACUUCCACUUCUGCUGCUGCUUUGGAGCAAGCUGCUAGAGAUGAUCAGCUCAAGGCCCAAUCUGCCAAUUAUUCUGCUGCCCCCUCUGCUGCUUUGGACAGAACUGCAAGAGACGAGGCAUUAAAGGUCCAGUCAGUCAACACACACAAUGCACCUGAGAGAGCUACCAUUGGCAACAUUAAGACUCAUGCCGCUGCCGGUUUAGAAUCUUCGAAGUUGGAUGCUGGGAAGAAGAUGUGUGAUGGUGAGUGUCCAGACAUUCCAGGAGAUGCAUCCACCGCAGCAACAGAAAAUUUGACCUAUUCAACAGCCUCAGACAACAUGACCUACUCAGCAGCCACCCAGAGUAAACCAUAUUCAACUUUUGCAUCUAUGCUGGAUCCUGAGAAUAUACCUGUACCAAUGGAAUUGCCAAGCACUAACAAUCGUGCCAGACGCCCUUCUCUACCGGGGGCCUAUGCCCAAGGAUUGUCGCGGGAAGCUCCACAAUACAGAGCCCCACCAACAUAUCAAGCAUUUGCAGCUAUGGCAGAUGGUGGCAGCACCAUUGCCCCCCUUUCCUUGCCAGUUGAAGAACAAGCAGAGGAACAAUUCAGCGAUCAUGGGGAUGGUUCUGUUCAUGAAAACCUAGUGACUGCUAACCCUGUGGUAGAAGACAGCCCAGAGCUGCCAACGGCCGAGCACUGGGAUGAAGGCAAGCAGAGCAAACGACAGAAGCAAGAAAGGCAGAAACUCCUGAAAUUUGCAGUGAUUGGCAUCAUUGUGAUUGUGGUUAUUGCCAUUGCAGUUGGUGUUGGUGCUGGAAUUGGAAAGCAGAAUAAGACACCAUCCCCAACAUUGGCCCCAACAUCAGUGCCUUCGAUAUCUCCGACUUUGUCACCCACUGGAGUUGAAGGCACUAUUCUAGAGCUUCUACCAGAAAGCACACUUGAGCUGAUCAAUUCUCCUAACUCUCCACAAUCGAAAGCAUAUGACUGGAUCAAAAAGGAUCCAAAGAAAGAUGAAUACCCAAGCUGGCGCCUGCUGCAAAGGUUUGCAUUGUCCACACUGUACUUUAGCACUCAAGGUGAAUCUGAAUGGUGGAACAAUACCAAGUGGUUGUCCUAUGAAAAGAAUGAAUGCAUCUGGGAUACAAUUGGCAACACACAUCUAUGGAAAACAAGGUCCGGUGUGGAGCUGAAUGUUAAUCCAGGAGAGCCCUGCCUGAACUUGCACACCAACUCCUCUGAAGACAACAUAUAUCGCCAUCUUUGGCUUGUCAGCCAUGGGCUGGUGGGAAAGCUUCCUGAUGAGAUCUUUUUGCUGACGUCUCUGCAUGUUCUAGCCCUGUACCAAAAUGAAUUGGAAGGUACAAUCUCCACAUGGAUUGGGAACCUGCAUCAGUUGGAAGGUCUGGCAAUGGGCUUUACUGCCCUGACUGGCACCCUGCCAUCAGAAGUGUUUGCACUGCCAAAGUUGGAAACCCUUCUGUUGAGUGAUAGUCUCCUUACUGGCUCAAUGCCAACUGAAAUUGGCUCACAACAACCACCAGUUUUGAAAUUUGUUUGGCUGGAUGGGAAUCUCAUCUCUGGUACCAUUCCCACUGAAUUGGGCAAAGCCACAGCAUUGGAGAACAUUGCUCUUCACAAAGCCAUGCUGACUGGCCAAAUUCCAUCUGAACUGGGAGGGAUCUCCUCAUUGGAAGGACUGAAUCUCCAUUGCAAUGAAAUCUCCGGUACCCUACCAGUAGAACUGUCGCAACUUUCAAAGCUGUAUUUUCUAUACCUGAACAACAACCAGCUAGUUGGAUCCUUACCGACAGAGUUUGGUAAUUUGCUUGCCAUGAGCAAUUUGGCACUACGCAACAAUUCCUUAGAUGGUCUGAUGCCAUCUGAGAUUGGUAGGCUAUCAGCCUCUCAUGUCAUAUCCAUGUCUGGGAACCACUUUGCAGGGACAAUUCCAGCAGAGCUCGGGGCUCUAACCAAGCUGACACGACUUCAACUGCAAGAGAACCAGUUUUCUGGGACAUUAGCAACUGAGUUUGGAUACCUUUCCAACAUGGUGACUCUGUUACUCAACAACAACAUCAUUAGUGGUUCCUUGCCCUCCCAAUUUGGCCAAUUGACAUUGUUGGAAGACUUCAGUGUGGCGGAGAAUGAAAUGACAGGCACUGUCGCGGAAGAAAUUGCCUUUCUGGUGAAUGUUUCCCAGUCCUUGUCUUUGAAUCUAUCAGGAAACGCUUUCACAGGGCAAGUGCCAGCUGGUCUUUGUGCUGCAACACUUCUGGAUUUUGAUUGUGGCUUUCUGUGUGGGUGCUCAUGCAGCUGCUGA